AUGGCUGGAGAACACCCCGAACUUGUUCGCAUUCUGGUAGAUGAACGUGAUAUGUAUUUAGCCAAAUCAAUUUGGUCUGUCACCGGAAUGCCGUAUUUCAGUAAGCUGAAUAAUUCCAAGACGCAAUCUGCGUCUCUUUCGGAGAAUGAGGGACCGGUUGGUGAUAGCACAGACAUGGUUCGUCAGCGAACGACUACGGUGAACGCCGAACACAACACUGAUGCAGAGGGAGCAACGGAACACUCUGUGACAGGGAACGCGGAUAGUCCAGCCGACCUGAACCCUCACAUACCUUCUUGUUGUCCGUAUUGGCCAAGUCCAUCCGUCUUACCUCGGGUUGUUGUGGCUGUAGUCGGCAUCGGUCACGUCAGCGGUAUCAAAAAACACUGGGCUUCAGCUGAGUAUAUUGAUCAGCGUGCAUUAACCACGUGA
This is a messenger RNA of Echinostoma caproni, 432 nucleotides long. Lineage: Eukaryota; Metazoa; Platyhelminthes; Trematoda; Plagiorchiida; Echinostomatidae. The record is from the annotation of a GenBank genome assembly.